UUCAGCAUCACCGCCAUCCUCAACUAGUAGGCGAACUUUUCAUUAUUUGAGAAAAUUCACAAAAUGUACAGACGAACCACGUUAUGGUUCUUACUAUUAUUCCAGCCAAUUCUUGUCUUUGCUCAAAAUCGAACGGAACUUUAUGAGUGUAAGAUUGGUACUGUCAAUCCAUUGGCUUCUACUAGCUUGAACGCAUGCUUUAAACUCUACAACACACCAAAAAGUUUUCAAGCAGCAAGAAGGUAUUGUGUUUCUUUGGGAGGUCAAUUAGCUGAUAAGAUCAAUAAGGAUGACUCUUCCUUGUACUCAGCCAACGCCGAUCUAGAAGUUGCCAACUCGACAAAGUUCUGGGUUGGAGCAUCGAAUCUGAAAUGUAACAUUGCUUGGGAAAAUGGUGGGGAAAUCGAAUUCAAUGACAUGUGGGCUCCAGAAUCUCGAUAUUAUGGAGUUGCAAUCGACAAAAUGUCAAUUGGAGGUCUUUGGCAUACUGUUCCAGUCGGUCAGAAACUUCCAUUCGUGUGUACAUUUCAGGGAAAAUCCAACGAAGCAGGACCGGCUCCAGUGCAUGCCAUGAGAGCACCGGCGAAGAAGCGAGUACCAAAGGUGGAAAAGCCUGAAGAGAAGGACAUUGAUGAGAGUUUGAAUGCAGCACUCUCUGAUAAGAAGGAGAAAAAGGAAGUAGCAUCUGAUAAGAAAAAGGAAUCAAAAAAGGAUGAAGAAGAUAUCAAUGAAUCCAUGAAUGCAGCACUUUCAGACGAGAGAAAGAAAUCAGCAUCACUUGCAUCAUCGGAUAAGAAAGAAUCCAGUAAAAAGGAUGAGAGUUCUGAUGAAGCCAAUUUAUCAGCAAGUCAAGUUGCAAAUGCAGAGAUGUCGGCAUCAAUUUCAGCUUCUUCUGCAAAUUCUAGUAGCGACGAGUCUUCUGAUGAAGCAUAUGACUCUGCUGAAAUCGAAAUGCGAAAGAAAAUUGGAAAGACAGUAAUUGCGAUGAAAUCUCAAGAGAUGGCUUCACAAUCAGAUGACUAUGAUAAGUACACAGAGGAAGACUUGCUAUCAGCUGCUGCUUCGUUAAUUGGUGGAUAUAUUCUAAAUGCACAUUGGGCAGAUUCUAGAACAACAAAUACAUCAAGUUUUGACUCUCAAACUGAUGAAGAGACUUUGAAUAUGAUGAUGGCAAUUGCUGAACAAAUAGCGAUGACUAUGAGAAGCUCAAAGAGAAGAGAAAGUUCUAGUUCAAAUACUGAUUCUGAAUCUGCAUCAAUUUCUGAAUCCAGUCAGGCAAGUGAACAAGCGGUCAUGGCUGCAGCGAUGAGUGCAAAGAGUUCGAAGAAGUCAGAGAGUAGUUCGAAGGAUGAAAGUGAAGAUAGUGCUUCAUUGAACUUGGAACAGAAGGCUUCUGCUGCAGCUUCUGCAGCUUUAGCAUCAAAAUCUAAAAGCGACUCUAGUGAUCAAUCCAAGGAUCAGAAAUCAGCGAAUGUGGCUCUAGCCGUCGUUUCUGAAAAUAAACAUCCAACAAAGAAGCCGGAAGACCCAAAGUCUACAAAAACUACAACAGAAGAACCUGAUAUUGAUGAGUCUCUGAAUGCAGCACUUGCAAAUCAGAGAUCCACGACAACCAAAAAUUCCGAUUUAACGACAAUCAUCACAACAGUGAAACCAAAUGCUCUGCCAAUUGCAAUUGUAGCAAAACAAUCUGAAAAGGAUCCAGCAUGUCCGGCAGAAUGGACUCAAUUUAACACAAAUGCAACUGCUCCAGCACUUUGUUUCAAACGAUAUGAAAAGCCAAUGAACUUUGAAGAUGCACGAUUGUUCUGUGUUGGAAAGGGUGGACAUUUGGCAUCGAUUCACAACGAGAGACAGUUACUUUUGCUUUCAGCGUUACUUCACAAUAAUGGUCCUGACGCACUUUCGGAUCAAACAUGGAUUGGAUUGAAUCGUAUUCAUCAGAAAUAUUAUGUCUAUGAAGAUGAGACGGCAAUGGACUUUACUAGAUGGCUUCCAGGAGCUCCGAAUAUCAAUGAUUGUACCGUGUUUACCGGGAACGAACUUCCAAACUAUCCACACAAAGGAACACAAUACAAAUUUGGUGAUUUCCCAUGCGAAGAAGUACAAAAAUCUGUUCUUUGCGAGGUGACACUUGGAAAAGAUAAACUGAAGUCACAAACAACUUGUCAAGAUGGAUGGAGUUAUUACUCUCAUGAUGGAACAGCAAAGAACGGAAAGUGUUAUAAGAGAAUCGACCAAUCGAAGAAGUUCAGUGAAGCUCGCGAAGUUUGCAAAGUUGAGAACUCAUACGUAGCAUCCGUGCAAAAUGAAGGAGAAGCUCGAUUCGUUUCAGCUCUUGUACAAACCGAGAAGAACUAUACUGUAGACGAACAGACAUGGAUUGGAUAUGUUAAAUAUGAUCGAGAUUUUGGAUGGGAAGAUGGAAAUAAGGGAUUACAAUUCGAUCCAUGGACGGAGAAGAUGCCAAGACAGAAAAAGUGCACUGUGUUCACUGGGAACGAAAUCCACGAGAAUUGUCGAAGUCAGUUCCGAUUUGUAAGCGUCGAUUGUAAUAAGACUCAACGCUCUGUACUUUGCUCAAAACCUCCGAUGAAAAAUGGAACUCCGUUCGUCUACAAGGAUACUGAUAAUUCAUCGAAAAAGAUUUGACAUUUAAAAUAAUUAAUAUAAUACCAACAUUUUCUCAAACUCUCAAAUUUUCUUGUUGCACACUCAAUUCUAGUCCGACGUUAGAUAAUAAACCAAUUUCUCACAUGAAAUCCCA
Molecule: messenger RNA, 2767 nt
Organism: Caenorhabditis elegans
Lineage: Eukaryota; Metazoa; Nematoda; Chromadorea; Rhabditida; Rhabditidae
Gene: clec-161
Product: C-type lectin domain-containing protein 161
Exons: 11
Coding region: 64-2652 (862 amino acids)
Cellular component (GO): extracellular region
Source: RefSeq, marked reviewed